Microthlaspi erraticum is the source of this 366-nucleotide messenger RNA. The record is from the annotation of a GenBank genome assembly. NCBI's taxonomy places the organism in Eukaryota, Viridiplantae, Streptophyta, Magnoliopsida, Brassicales, Brassicaceae.
AUGGCUGGAGCUGGAACAUCGAUGCUGGGCUCUCUUCUUGUGUUCACAGUGAUCCUCUCUGUUCAAUCAAUUUACAGAGGAAAGUUAGCGUCUUCAGAACUCUUCACCAUCCUUGGAGGAUUCUCAAGCUCUCUCCUUUUCCUGUUUUCUCUCACUUUCAUUGGCAAUUUCCAGGAAUCUUCUGGCUUGAAGAGUGGCUGGGGCUCAGUGAUUCUUGCAGAGAUCAUAGCCCUUAUUGCUGCAAGCACGGUGCAUAGGGUUUGUAUUACAACCUGUUUCUUGUUCUCUGCUGGGCUUUUUUACGAGAUGAACAAGAUCUCAGGCUACAUGCUUUCCAAGACCGAAUCAAAAUCUAAGAGACACUGA